AUGGCAGAUUUUAUUUCCAACCACACAUCCCAAAGGCACGCAGUUCUUGAAUGGCCAUUGAUUAAAUGUGGCGAGGAAACGUUCCAUCCUUUAUAUUUCAUGUCUGUCGAAGGAACUAAAAGUAUCUCAACGCCUUGGUCAGUAUCUCAUUUUCGUAAGGAUGAAGCUCACCUAUUUGUCGAUAAAGAAAUAACUUUAACCAACGAAGGAGAACUGCUGAUUUUUCUGGAAACAAACUCCAAAAACUUGACAGCGAAACAGGAAAGCUUCAACCGUGGUGUAAAGAAAGUUGUGAGAUUGAUGAUUCGAAAGUUAAAUACAAAAGCCAUUUUGGAAUCACAUGUUAACAGUUUUUUCAAAAAAUGGUACAGUCCAACAAUCUACAUUAAAUUUCCUCGACAACAAAACGCGCAAAAUGCGUUUAUAGCCGUAACACAAGAUGAAAGAAUUGUCAUUGCAUUUAUUGACGGUGAGCUACGCAAUGUCUACUUAUGUGGAUGUUACAAAAAUGGGGAAGUCUUUCUGAAGCCUCGCUGGAUGAGAGGUUAUUAUUACCCAAUUAUUGAUGAUGUGAAAUGUUUGUCUAUCUCUGAUGAUGACACCAUAACGACGAUAACUUAUCAAAACGAACGUUUUCCCAAAUUUUAUAGACUCCUCAUCUACAACAUGAAAGGAAAUUUUUUAAAAGACUGGAUAUUUAAUCCAAUCCAUGAAGAAAUUACAGAAUAUGAUCAAAUUAUGUAUACCCCAAUCUCCAAGUGCAUUACAGGUUACUACUUUAAAGAUGAUGCUUCAAAGUUAGCCAUUGAGACUUUUUCAGCUGUCACUGAAAAACAUCAGUCUACCGUUGUCCUUAUGAACAUGGGAUAUGAUGCAGACAUGUUUAAUGGUUCUGUUCGUCUGGUUUACCAUGAUAACGGAGGAGUGGCUUUAGUUACUAACGAACGUAAAGUUCAAUUGGAACCCAAACAUCAUCCUUGGGGCAUACUGUCUGAUAAAUCAUCAAUGCAUUAUGAAAAGUUGAAAAAGAUGGAGGAACAUCGUAAGAAACAUUCAACAAAGGUUAAAUAUAUUAAUGAUGUAUUUGUAAUCUUCUCCGAAGAGUUUUUACUUGGCAAAGGAAGUGAUGGAACCCGUGUUUAUCUUGGUCUGGGAAAAGACGGUUAUGGAAAAGCAGUAAAACGACUUUAUCGAGAUAGCUUCACUGAACAAGCCAAGCAAGAAAAAGAUGUUUUGAACGACUUUAAUGCAAAGAGUUCAAAAUAUGUUGUGAAUUAUUGUUAUCUGGAAGAAGAACCAGGGGAUGAAUUUGUAUAUUUGGUGUUAGAUUUAUGUGAAGAAUCGUUGGAAAGUUUUGUGAAAUCUUCUACCUUAGAUGAGCUUCAAAUAGAGCUUCCCAAAGUCCUGAGGCACAUCUUAAAAGGUUUAGCAGAUCUUCACAGUGGCCCACGUCCUAUACUUCAUCGGGAUUUAAGACCCUCAAACGUUCUUCGAGAUGUACAAGGAAAUUUUUUAAUCGCUGACUUCGGUAUAAGUCGAAGAUUAUUAAAUGAAACUUUGACAUAUGAGAGCAUACAGAGAGGAGCUAAAAAUUGGAUAGCUCCAGAAUCAUAUGAUGAAGUGAAUGCAUCAAUUAACUCAGCCCGCUAUAAGAAACAGUCUGAUGUUAUGAACGCAGGAAUGGUGGCUUAUUAUGUUGCAACAAAGGGGGAACAUCCUUUUGGACAUGAACGGCAUUUACUGGACAACCUUUUGAAUGGAAAACCUGUUGGCUUGGAUAAAAUCAAGGAUUCCACGCUCAAAGAUCUUCUUUCGUGGAUGUUAAAGCGACAACCUGAAGACAGACCAUUAGCCAACGAAGCGUUGAAACACCCAUAUUUUUCGUCGGAUUACGAGUAGUUCGAAAUGUUGUGUAAAGUUGGAAACCAACAACCAAUAAAGACAAGUGAUGCCCUUUCAAGUGUCGUUCAACAAUUGAAUAGCGAAUCCUCAGAUUGGAAAAGUCAAAUGGAUACUGAUGUCUAUGAUUAUUUUUGCACUUACGAGAAAAAUGGAAAAUCUACAAGGUCCAUUAUAAAUCUUCAUGGACAGAAUGCUUAAGACUUAUUAGAAAUGUUGGCCAGCAUUGGUGUGAUCGACCACGGCCAAGACCACAACCAGAAACAUUUUAUAAAAUUGGUGAUCCAAAGGAAUACUUUCUCAAAACAUUCCCUGAUCUUCUUAUUCGAGUGCACACGGCUGUAAGGUCAAAUGAUGAAUGGAAAAACAAACCAGAACUCAAGUUCCUUUUAAUUUUCAAUCAAGUUGACACGAAUCAAUGAAUAUUUCACAAACAUUUCAUUGCGAAUUAUUUUGUGUUUUUCCUUUUGCAGUGCAUAUGAGAGGAAAAUUGUGUUAUUUAGAUUAUAUUUUCACUGAACAUAACGUUGAAAAGGACAAUGUAAUUGAACUUGCUUGAUUCCUUAAAUAAAUUGCUUUUAAAAAUA
This is a messenger RNA of Xenia sp. Carnegie-2017, 2486 nucleotides long. RefSeq names its product aurora kinase-like. The transcript has 4 exons. The coding region runs from base 1 to 1899 and encodes 632 amino acids. Gene Ontology annotation, biological process: protein phosphorylation; IRE1-mediated unfolded protein response; intrinsic apoptotic signaling pathway in response to endoplasmic reticulum stress. Gene Ontology annotation, molecular function: protein tyrosine kinase activity; RNA endonuclease activity; ATP binding. Gene Ontology annotation, cellular component: IRE1-TRAF2-ASK1 complex. Lineage: Eukaryota; Metazoa; Cnidaria; Anthozoa; Malacalcyonacea; Xeniidae. The record is from RefSeq and is a predicted model, not a curated record.